AUGGUUCCUCCUACAUCUGCAAAAACACGAUUACCAUGCAAGCUACUCGUUCAUAAUCUCCCAGAUACACUUCCAGAAGAAAUUUUCUUAAAGUCCAUAGCGUCGUUUCAUCCUUUUAUAAACUGGCACCGGUAUCAUCAGGGAAAAAGACAAAAUCCACCUCAACCUAAUAUUCCUUCUUUCGCAUAUCUAAAAUUCCGAUCGGAAUCUCACGUUCAUGACUUUUUUCGCUUCUAUCAAGGACAUGUUUUUGUUGACAAAGAUGAACAUGUCUAUCGUGCUUUGCUACUAGUUGCUCCUUUUCAAAAAGUUCCACCUGUUAAAUUGAAGCCCGACUCUUUAAAUGGAACCAUCGAAGAUGAUCCCGUUUUUAAAACUUUUGUGGAUAAGUGGAAUGAGAGUUUGAUACCUCCUCCACCUCCUUCGCCUUCUCAUUAUACGCAAAAUACUUCGACUCCGUUGCUUCAUUAUUUAGCAGAAAAACGUGGGACCACUGGUACAUCUCCGAAACCCAGUAAGUCUAAGAAGGAAAAAAAGCAAAGGUCUAAAAAAAGUAAGCUAGCAUCUUCUUCCUCAAAGCAAGCUACUCCCUCAGAUCAUUCUACGGGCCAGAAUCCUUCGCAGUCUUUGGAGGCAAAAGAGCCUGUGAAGCAAGACUCAGUUCCCUCAAAACCUAAGAGCAAAAAGAAGGCGAAACCAAGAAAAUCUACAAAAGUUGCCUCGUCUACGAGUACAACAGAUUCAACACCUAAACCAGAUGAAAGUGCUAAAGCAGUACCCAAAAAAAUAUCACCCAAAAAAAAAGAAGCUUCAAAAUAA
Molecule: messenger RNA, 819 nt
Organism: Schizosaccharomyces osmophilus
Lineage: Eukaryota; Fungi; Ascomycota; Schizosaccharomycetes; Schizosaccharomycetales; Schizosaccharomycetaceae
Gene: upf3
Product: up-frameshift suppressor 3 family protein
Exons: 3
Coding region: 1-819 (272 amino acids)
Biological process (GO): positive regulation of translation; nuclear-transcribed mRNA catabolic process, nonsense-mediated decay
Cellular component (GO): cytoplasm; nucleolus
Molecular function (GO): mRNA binding
Source: RefSeq, a predicted model, not a curated record